Athalia rosae (coleseed sawfly) is the source of this 1604-nucleotide messenger RNA. Its product is annotated as neuronal acetylcholine receptor subunit alpha-5-like. The transcript has 8 exons. Gene Ontology annotation, biological process: regulation of membrane potential; signal transduction; nervous system process. Bases 94 to 1419 code for a protein of 441 amino acids. The record is from RefSeq and is a predicted model, not a curated record. Gene Ontology annotation, molecular function: extracellular ligand-gated monoatomic ion channel activity; neurotransmitter receptor activity; transmembrane signaling receptor activity. Lineage: Eukaryota; Metazoa; Arthropoda; Insecta; Hymenoptera; Athaliidae. Gene Ontology annotation, cellular component: membrane; synapse; neuron projection.
UGGGCGUUAGCGGGCUCUUUACAUUUUCCUCACGACAAUUCAGUAUACACUUGAUCCACGACGCUCGAUCCUACCGCUGUAGACUCUUUCGCAAUGAAGAGACUACUGGCGUUCGUCUUCAUUACACUGUUCACCGAUCCUGCAAUCAGGUUCUCAGUCAUCGCGAGCACGGACUGCGCCAAGGAUAUCGAGAGUCACUCGCCGACGUUGCGUUUACGGAGACACCUGUUUUGCGACUAUGAUAAAGCGGUCCGUCCAUCUAUUCACCAAAACAACGCCACGGUGGUGAAUCUAAGACUGAUGCCGAAAUUCAUCGAAUUCGAUGAUCAUUCGAAUACCUUGGUGAUUCACGCUUGGAUGUCGAUGUAUUGGGUCGACGUCAACUUGAAAUGGACCAAGGAUAGCUUCGAUGCGAUUGAUGCGAUUCACGUGUACAGCGACGAAGUUUGGUCGCCCGAUAUAUCCGUUUACAACUCGGGCGACAUGGGAUACGAACAGUCAGGAGUGCCUAGAACAAGUUGCAUACUAAUGAGCAAUGGAAUGACGAUGUGCGUUCUACCGGUGAAGUAUGUGACACGCUGCGUCGCGGAUUUCAAACACUGGCCCUUCGACAGACAAAAUUGUACCAUUCGUCUCGGAUCGUGGGCGCACACCGGGGAAGAGAUAGACUUUCACUUGACCGGACACGGGAUCGAGAUGAUGGAUUAUACCCCGAAUCGGGAAUGGAAGGUCCUGUCGGCUAACGCUUCGAAAAACGUGCAGAAGUUCAAAUGCUGCCCGGAGGACAGCUUCCCCUCGGUUUUCUUCAACCUCGUUCUCGAACGAUAUUCGGAGGAAAUGCAAGCCACCGUCAUCGCUCCCGCCCUUCUGCUGAUCACAAUUACGAUGACGACUUUGUGGUUGAAUCCAACGUCCACGGAACGGAUGGUACUGGCUUGUUUCAACUUGGUCUGCCAUUUGAUGGUCGUUCAGGAACUAUACUGGGAACUGCCGUGGAACGGUGACGCUGCACCCUCGAUAAUGAUCUUUCACCGGAACUCCAUGAUCAUAGCCGGUUUGGUGAUGUUGUUGACCGCCACGCUGCGUCAACUCAAGGGAAUGUCGAUUCCGGCGCCGAUCUGGUUGACGUCGACAGCCACCGCGAUACUGGACACCAAGGCGGGUCAAUUCAUUCUUCUCGCGAGCUUGGAUCCCAAGGCAUCGGCGUCUCUCGACGCCGAGGAGGACAACGCCGGAUUGGUCCAACCGAGUUCACCCUCGGCAAAGAUAAAUCCCGGGGGUCCGGAUGCCUGGCAUCAUUUCGCCACCCUCGUCGAUCGACUCUCCGUUGUCGCCGUUCUGUUCACCUACGCCAUUAUGAUAAUCGUUCUACUGCCGAAGAACGACCUCAACAACGUCCCCAAUCUAUCCCGCUUUUGAAUCAAUCACCGAUCCAACUGUUCAUAUCCACGUAUAGUAUAGUUACCGUUCAUGUUACCUGUCAUUGCAGGUGUAUUCGUAGGUAAAUCGCAUAACGAUGCGAUGUGCUCCGAAUCUGUGUACACGUGGCGUACGCUUGUCUUCUUUAUAAUAAAUGUGCGAACUGAUCGCCGAAGCUGAGGCUA